Molecule: messenger RNA, 1082 nt
Organism: Chinchilla lanigera (long-tailed chinchilla)
Lineage: Eukaryota; Metazoa; Chordata; Mammalia; Rodentia; Chinchillidae
Product: LIM zinc-binding domain-containing Nebulette-like
Cellular component (GO): focal adhesion
Molecular function (GO): actin filament binding
Source: RefSeq, a predicted model, not a curated record
GCGGAGCCUCGCGCCUGCCGGGGCGGAGCGGGGUCCCCGGGGGAUGUCACAGCGGCUCCUCGGAGCCCCCAGCCGCGUCGCCGCUGCAGCCACCGCCCGCGGGAGCCGCGACCAUGAACCCCCAGUGCGCCCGCUGCGGGAAAGUCGUGUACCCCACGGAGAAAGUCAACUGCCUGGAUAAGUACUGGCAUAAAGGAUGUUUCCAUUGUGAGGUUUGUAAGAUGGCUCUCAACAUGAACAACUACAAAGGCUAUGAAAAGAAGCCCUAUUGUAAUGCACUGCCAUCAUCAUUCUCUUUCAGAACAGGAUUUCAUUCCCAUUUGAUGGCUGCUCAUGGCCUACAGAAAAACAAAACAAGUUAAGUUUCUGACAAACAUCCAGGACCGUCCACAAUCUUCUCUACCUGCUUCUGUUUACCCUCCUCCUGCGCUGCCACAGUGGGCUGCAAGCUCCAAAGCAAACUCACCAAAUUUGAUAAUGUCGGAAUCCUUGCCUGUAGAAUGGGUGUUAGAAUAAACUUGACCUCAGAGGAUUAAGGAUUCAUUAGAAUAAUUAAAUAAGUUCAGCAGAGUUUCAGGCACAGAAUAUUUAAUAAAAGUUGGAAAUGAGUUUCAUCAUUCGUUAAGUACAGUGAUUUGACCAUUUGCCGUCCAUGUUAUGUGCCUUCCUGCCUAGGUAUUACUUUGAGCUGUAAGUCUCUGACUACCUUUGUGAAAAUGCUCUGAAUUUCUGUCCACUGUUUGACUCUUUGUGCAUUCAUUGUAGUUUUUACCUCAAAAAAAAAAUUACAUCCCUCAUCAAAAAGCUUGUGUUGUACUGUAGUUGUGUCUGUCUACCCACUCAAGGUGAUUUUCUGCUUAUUGGACCAUGUUGGUUCUCAGCCUGGAGCUGGAGCGGGUGGGAGGACCAGGGGAGGUCAGGUCAGCUUUGAGAGACUUGCUUCUGAAAGGGACUGUUCCUGGCAAGCAUUUAAGGUGUUGAGAGUGGGUGUCGCAAUGCCGCAGUGCGAUGCUGAUGUCAACCACCCGGAGUGAGCCUGGCCUCACAAGUUAGGGAUGCAGCCUGCAAUAAGGCUGCACCCA